Messenger RNA from Alligator sinensis (Chinese alligator), 3379 nucleotides. RefSeq names its product cytosolic arginine sensor for mTORC1 subunit 1 (gene CASTOR1). The coding region runs from base 21 to 905 and encodes 294 amino acids. Gene Ontology annotation, biological process: cellular response to L-arginine; negative regulation of TORC1 signaling. Gene Ontology annotation, cellular component: cytosol. The transcript is spliced from 9 exons. Gene Ontology annotation, molecular function: arginine binding. The record is from RefSeq and is a predicted model, not a curated record. Lineage: Eukaryota; Metazoa; Chordata; Crocodylia; Alligatoridae.
CUUGGAGAAGACCGAUGUGAAUGAAGUGCAAGUUCUUUAGCUUGACCGAGACUCCUGAGGACUACACCAUCAUGCUAGAUGAAGAAGGCUUUAAAGAGCUGCCUCCAUCCGAGUUCAUGCAGGUGGUAGAUUCCACCUGGCUGGUGCUCAAUGUCUUAUCCAAUGGCAGAUCGUCUACCAGCUUCCAGGCUGCAGGAGUGACAAAGAUUGCCAAGUCAGUCAUUGCACCGCUGGCAGAGCACAAUGUCUCAGUGCUGAUGCUGUCUACCUACCAGACAGACUUCAUCUUGGUACGGGAAAAGGACCUGCCAGUAGUGAUCCAUACGCUGGCAGGAGAGUUUGAUAUUUACAAGGAAGUGAAUGGGGAGUCUAUUCCUGUUAACUGUGAUGAUGUGAGCAAUGGCUUCUUGAAGCCCAAGCCUGCUGCGAACCCCACCGUGCACCCUGUGCAGAGUCCUCAAAACAAGUUCUGCAUCCUGACCGUGGCUCCUGAUACCCUGCCAGCUAUUGCGACCACACUUAUGGAUGUCCUGUUCUAUUCACACAGCCCUCCAAAGGAAGCUGCCCCAGGCAGCCAAGAUUUCGACUCCAUCGCAUUCUUUGCCUUCUCGUUGAUUGAGGGCUACAUCUCUAUUGUUAUGGAUGCAGAAACGCAGAAGAAGUUCCCCAGAAACCUGCUGCUGACCAGCUCCACAGGCGAGCUCUGGAGGAUGGUGAGAAUUGGCGGGCAGCCUCUGGGCUUUGAUGAGUGUGGGAUCGUAGCUCAGAUUGCUGAGCCCCUGGCUGAUGCAGACAUAUCGGCCUAUUACAUCAGCACCUUUAACUUUGACCAUGCUUUGGUCCCAGAGGAAGGCAUUUGCAGUGUCAUUGAAGUGCUCCAGAAACGCCAGGAGAGUGGGAGAUAACUGGCAUGGUGUCUCCUCUGUCCUCUAACACCCAUCUGGAAAGAUGAGGGUGUAGCUCACUGCCUGACACAACACUGGGAUUGUCAAGCAUUCAUGGGAACGGAGAGAGAACACUCCACUCCCGUUUCACAGACAGCUGGCCUGGGCCUCUUGUUCAUCUUCCAGGCUUCUGGAGAGUGGGUUGAACUGCUGCACAUGGGGUCAGAAGGACAUGUCUCUUCAGGUGGAUGCCAAGAGGAGAGUUUUCUUGUCACUCUGCAAGAGUGUGAGCUCAAUUCUUCCCAGAGCAUCCCAUGAGCUAACUCCAAUUGUUUCCUCUUGCAGGUUCAGUAUUGCCUAAUUCAGCGCCCUUUCUAUCUCCACUCUCCCCACAUCCUGUCUUGAAACAGGGAGCAGAGUACAUGAUGCACUAUGAACUGGUACUAGAGAGAGAUCUUUUGCACACCCCUUGAUGAGUUCUCCCAGCUCACAGUUCAGUUGGGCACUCUCUUCUUUUUUUUUUUUUUUUUUUUUUCUUUCUUUAACUACUUUUGUAGCUAACUUCACAGCUGCUUUGAGCUUCCUAUAUUUAAUUUCUCCUGAUUUUUCUGAUGCCAGGUUCAGGCAUCUGCUUUUCCUAGGCUGGGUCUGCUUUUCCUAGACUAUAUCUAGUGGGCAUCUCAAGGUGGAUAUGGCCAAGGACAAAUGUUCUCUUUGAGUAGGAGGCAGUGGCUGAUGGCAUGAGGAGACAUGUUGGCCAUUGGGUUGGUGUGGAAAGGGAUGCUUGUGGUAGUCUCUCUAUGUGGUCAAGGGUGUGGAGAGAAAUGAGUUGCUCUGGGUCUUGUAGUGUUAAUGACCCUGAUGUUGAGAGCCUGGGAUAGACAUGCUGCCUCCAAUACAGAAUCCCAUGUGCAAAUUAAACUAAGGGGCUGAAGGUUCCUAAAUUGACCUUUUACUGUAGAAGUGCCUUCCCAGGCAAGGAGGGCCAGAAAGCUUGUUAGGACAGCUUCUUCCCUUUGUGGGCUAAGCUCCUCCAUGGCUUUAAAGCCAUUCUGGGGCUGGCUAGCUGCAGUUAAUGUUGCACUUUUAAAAAUUUUUUUCUGUAUUCCAAACAGUAAAUCCCCCAUCUUCAGCACUGGUGGUGAAGUGCCUGAUUGACAGGUGUGCUCUGGACUUCCCAAUUUGCCCUCAGGUGGGGUGUGUGCCAUGAGGAAAGUGCUAAACAAUCCCAUUUCCAAAGGAUCUUGGGUUGAUUUGCUGCCUAAUUCAGGGAAUGGGCAUUGCGUGAAGGGAGGAUGGUGGAAAUGUGCAAAGCUGCUGGUAGUGAAUGAUGGCAAGAAUUCCCUCGAUCGGAGCAGUGGUGCUGGGAAAGAAGCACGUGUUCAAGAGGUUUGUGUUGAAAUGGCCCAUGUUGUCUUUAGUAGUCAGGGUAGUAGCUGUAGCAACACUCAUGAUCUACAUAGAGGUAUCCAGGAGCUUAAUUGUUUUUAUCAUGUUGAUUUCAAGGGAUGGAGUAAUCCGGUCACCUUUGCCUGGAGCAAAAAGUCAGUAUUUCCCUUCUAAAUGGGGGUGCGCUGGGAGCCUGGAAUUCCAUCCUCUGGAAGCCAAGGUCUGUUACCCCUCCUUGUUUUUUGUGCCUUUUUUUCUACGGCCUUCUUAGGACUGGACCUUCUUGGGUCUCUUGCCUUUAGUGGAAUGCCCACAGCUAGGCCGGUAUCUUGUUGAAUACCAGAAAGGGUGGUAGGUUUCUGGUGUGUCACUGAGGGUCUGUCUCCUGGGUGGUGGCCACCCUGUUCAGCAUCAGGCUAGGGAAGCUGCUUCUAGGUGAAUGGGUGAUGCUCGUCUCUCUAGAGCCUGUAUAAACAAUGUAAAGGAGUGACACUGCCCCUCAAGUUCAUAGGAAAAGACUUCCAUGAAACACUCCUGUGCUAAUUUCCCUCUUCAGUGUAGCUGUUUUUUACAGGAAAUAGAUUCAUCAUUCAUCAGUGACUUAAAAAGCUGGAAGAAUCUGGUUUUCUUGGAUUUCAAACUGCUACUUUUAUUUCUGUUUCAAAAGCCUGGCUGAGUGGACAGUACCAACACUGCCAGCUGGGGUAAUACUAUCCUGAUGUCUUACUCCUGCUGUGUUCUGUCAUAUCAACCCUCUUCCCCUAAGCUAGCAUCUAGCCUGGAACCAGGGCUGUUGGAAGCACUCUUUUAACUGGUGUGCUGUUUUGCAGCCAUGAAGAUUUAGGUGUGGGGCUUUGCUUUUUACUGGGGCUAAACUUAGUUUCUCAGAACAUAUUUAGCCAUGGGAUUUUGCCUUCUGGAAAAGGCUUCAAGUCCCUGGGCAGUGGCCUCUGCUCUCUUGGAUACAGUGCCUAGAGAAGACCUUUGACUUCCUGUGGAGUUUCUUGCUGAUGCAAGAAAGGGUCUGCCAGCAAAACCAGGCAUCCUUUAAAACUUCUAUUUUUGCAUAGUUUUUAAAUGAGUCAAUAAAACUCCAUUUUCAAAAA